Fusarium poae is the source of this 639-nucleotide messenger RNA. RefSeq lists its product as uncharacterized. The record is from RefSeq and is a predicted model, not a curated record. The transcript is spliced from 2 exons. The coding region runs from base 1 to 639 and encodes 212 amino acids. NCBI's taxonomy places the organism in Eukaryota, Fungi, Ascomycota, Sordariomycetes, Hypocreales, Nectriaceae.
AUGGCUCUUCAAUCUACAGACAUUAUGUCUAUAAACAACAUCCUCAACCGGGAACCUACACCUUCAGUCAACCAACCCCUCAGCAACACGUACUGGCCCAUCCUCAGAGACGCUCUCCUACGAGACCCAUCCUCCUACAACAAUCUCCAUCUUGAAUGCGGAAUAUGUCUUGAAAACAUGACAGUCUUCCAACAUGAACAUAUUUACGAUCCAGAAAUGUCCCAUUUCUCGCACAGAGCUCGUAUCUUUCCCUGCGGACACAUGUUUGGCAGUAAAUGCGCCUUGACAAUGAUCGACGACCUCGUCAGGAGCCAUCAACCCAUAGCCUGCCCAAUCUGCCGCGUCGACUUUUCUCUUCACAUAGAUUGUGGUCAUGUUCACACUGGUAUGCCCAUGCCAACUAGCAUCAAGCAAAUCUGGAAGUUUCCGCCCACGCUCUCGGAAGGGGGUGUGGUAGCUGAUAAAUGCGGCGACUGCCAAGUCACCGAGAUUAUCAUGGGCAUUAACUAUCUAGCGCCCACACUUCUUUUCCCUUUUGAGCUUGCAGAAGGGGAGUCUCUGUUCGUAUCAGCCAGAACGAAGAGUCAAGUGUGGGAUGCGAGGCCGGUGGAGUUGGUAGAAGGAUUUGAGGAGCUUUGA